Messenger RNA from Wickerhamiella sorbophila, 486 nucleotides. RefSeq lists its product as hypothetical. Lineage: Eukaryota; Fungi; Ascomycota; Dipodascomycetes; Dipodascales; Trichomonascaceae. The transcript has a single exon. Bases 1 to 486 code for a protein of 161 amino acids. The record is from RefSeq and is a predicted model, not a curated record.
AUGUAUUCCAAGCUUAUUAUCACUGCGCUCAUCGGUCUCACUGCCGCCCAAGUCCAAACCGCUGCUACUGAGAAGGGUUCAACCGCCGGAGAUGAUAUUCCAAAUUCUGAGGAGUGGGCCGAGAUUGCUGCUACACAUAAAGGCUCAACUGGUGGUAGUGACCCCAUUUCUUCGAACGACAUACCCUCUGACUCUAAGACCACCAGCUCAGCCGGCAAUGUCGCUGAUGCAGCUGCUGCAUCCGCUGCCUCCGCUGCCUCCGUAGCUGGUGAUGCUGCUGCAUCUGCUGGCUCUGCCGCUGCUAGUGGCGCUGCCUCUGUUGCUAGUGGUGCCAACAGUGCUGGAUCAGCUGCCAGCUCCAAGGCUGCUAGUGCGUCGAGCUCUGCAUCAAGCUCUGCAUCAAGCUCUGACUCCUCUAAAAAUGGAGCCGUGGGGGCCUCUGUUGCUGGCGGCGCUAUUCUUGCCGCCGUCGCCGCUCUUAUCUAG